This is a messenger RNA of Babesia ovata, 1110 nucleotides long. RefSeq names its product adenosine kinase. The record is from RefSeq and is a predicted model, not a curated record. NCBI's taxonomy places the organism in Eukaryota, Apicomplexa, Aconoidasida, Piroplasmida, Babesiidae. The coding region runs from base 1 to 1110 and encodes 369 amino acids. The transcript has a single exon. Gene Ontology annotation, molecular function: kinase activity.
AUGAACGCAUCAUACAUCUUUGCCGCCUUCUUCGGCAUCUUCGCCUGCGCUGUGCAGAACGUAAGCUGCAAGCGUGCCAGCGGUUUCGAAAAGAUUGAGAAGGGACCCAAAAGAGUGCUAUUUGUAGGCCAUCCCAUGAUCGAUGUUUACGCGUCGGUGGACUAUGAAACUGUUGAAACAUUGAACAUCGCCAAGGGUGAAUCGCAGGGCAUCACGCCGGAAACGUUCAAAAAGCUCGGCGAUCUUGUUACCAUUCAGGCCCGCAAUGCUGGUGGGUCAGCUUGUAACACCGCUCGCGCUUUUGGUUACCUCGGUGGUAAGGUUUCCUUCUAUGGCCGUGUUGGUGAGGAUGAUGAGGCUACGCUAUUCAGCGAAACUUUGGUAAACUACGGUGUUGAAGACCUCACUCUUCGCGUUCCUGGUAAAUUCACCUCCCAAUUGUACUCGCUUGUUACGCCUGACGCCGACAGCACAAUGUACUUGUUGUUCGGUGCGUCGCACACGAUGACGCGUGACGAUCUGGAUGAGAGCAUCAUGGACAACUACGACUACUACGUGGUGAACGGAUUCAUGUUUGCUGAUGAGGAGCAGGUGGCGCUGACUCACAAGAUGGUUGAAGCUGCUAUUAACCGCGGCAAGGGUGUGGUCACUCUUUUCGCCAACAGCUUCUGCAUUCGUCGCAAUGGCCAAUAUUUGAAACCCAUUGCUGAGGUGUCUUCUUACAUAGCUGGUAACCUUGAGGAAUACUCCGCGUUGUAUGAAACGUCUGACCGUGAAGAAUUGUUCCGCAUGUUUGAAGAGCGUACCGCUGGACUCUACCCUCAACACAAACUUGUGAUCAUCACUAUGGGCAAGGAGGGAGCCAUGCUUGUAUACAAGGGUAAGCGCUACCACGUGCCUCCGUGCAAUGUGGACGUCGUUGACACGACUGGUGCCGGAGACUUCUUUGCUGGAUCGGUUCUGUAUGCUGCCAUGAACGGUUAUUCGAUGAAGAAGGGUGGUAAAUUUGCACACGCCUUGGUGGGCGAUGUCAUUUCGCGCAUGGGUAUUAGCAUCAGGGAAGAGACCCGCCCUGUGAUCGAGGAGAUCAAGGAGUGCCUUUCUCUUUGA